Molecule: messenger RNA, 1363 nt
Organism: Eriocheir sinensis (Chinese mitten crab)
Lineage: Eukaryota; Metazoa; Arthropoda; Malacostraca; Decapoda; Varunidae
Product: protein phosphatase 1 regulatory subunit 42-like
Exons: 9
Coding region: 1-1362 (453 amino acids)
Molecular function (GO): protein binding
Source: RefSeq, a predicted model, not a curated record
AUGGUAUGGAAGUCUGUGUAUGUACCGGAAGACGCUGAGGGAGGGGAGGAGGACCGGAAGGAAGGAGGAGGAAAGGAAAGAGAAGGAGGAGGAAAUGAAGAAGAAGAGGAGGAGGCGCGUCGAGGGGAAGACGAGGAGGACGAAGAGGAGAAGAAGGAAGAAGAGAGGAAGAUGAAGGAGAGCUUCCUUGGGAGGGUGACUCAUCUCCACCUGCAGAACAAAGGCAUUACUCACCUGGAGGACGUCGGGAUGUGUGGGGGGGCGCUGGUGGCCUAUCUGCAGCACAACCACCUGACGCGCCUCGCCAACCUAAGGCCGCUGCGACACCUGCAGGAACUCUACCUCCAGGACAACGAGAUCACCAGGCUGGAGGGUCUUCGGGAGAUGUGUAGCCUGCGCCGCCUGCUGGUCUCCGGGAACCGCGUCGGGGUGGUGGAGGGGCUGCCGCGUGGCCUAACGGAGCUUCACGUCCAGGACCAGCGCCUGCCCCCCGGAGACGCGCUCAUCCUUGACCCCCACGCCCUCGCCGCCGUGCAGGACACACUGAGAGUCCUGGACGUGAGUGGCAACCGACUGACUGAGAUAGGCGCGGUGGGUCUACUGGGCCGUCUACAGGUGCUCCAGGCUGCCCACAACGACCUGUGCUCCUUGCCCCACCUAUGCACCGUGCUGGGCCGCCUGCCGCACCUGAGACUCCUCACCCUCAGCGGCAACCCCGUCACCGCCCACCGCCGCUACCGCCCCGCCGCCAUCCUCGCCGCCGCUGACACGAUGGAGACACUGGACGACAAGCAGGUAACGCCGCAGUGCCGGGAGUUCAUCGUACAGGCGGACAGGUACCGCGCCGCCCGCAGGGAGGCAAUCACUCACCCGCCCCCCUCCGCGGCCCCCCCGAACACCAGCGUGCACCCCGCCAGGCCUGAGCACCACCUCCUCUUCACCCCCGUCACCCCCGCCGAUCACCCCCACGACUCCCCCGCUACCGGACCUCGUUUCGUUCUCGGGGCCCUGAGGCGGCCAGAGUUUGACCUCAUCCUGAGGCGAGCUGAGCGGCGGCGGGGACGACUGAGGGCCUCAUCUAAGGUCCCGCGGGACCCUGAGACCAGCGAGUGGCCGGGCGUGGGGCCCAUCGAGCAUCAUGACUCCUCCGGCGACGAGCUCUCAGACACAAACUCUCCGGACGGGGGCACGCGGGGGAGCCCCCAGUGGUCCCCGGAGUCCAGUGGUCCGCCAAAGAGUGUGUGGUUUGCCGAAGACGACGACCUGUCCCCCGAGGAGCUGCCUCGCCUGGUGCCGCGGCCCUACUGGAGGAACAAGCCCCCAGUUCCUCGCGGUACGAGUAGUGUGCCUGUCGCCACGUAGG